Messenger RNA from Dunckerocampus dactyliophorus (ringed pipefish), 5601 nucleotides. RefSeq names its product SH3 domain binding glutamate-rich protein (gene sh3bgr). Gene Ontology annotation, cellular component: axoneme; cytoplasm. The record is from RefSeq and is a predicted model, not a curated record. Gene Ontology annotation, biological process: intraciliary transport. NCBI's taxonomy places the organism in Eukaryota, Metazoa, Chordata, Actinopteri, Syngnathiformes, Syngnathidae. The coding region runs from base 2731 to 4131 and encodes 466 amino acids. The transcript has 7 exons.
UCGGCAGGGAAACCGUCAGGUCCUGGUGCUUUAUUAUUCAGCAACCGGUGUAGAGCGUUAUGGAGUUCUAUUAAUGAAAUGGGUACAUCUAAGUUGGUCACCUGUUCGUCAUUUAAUUUUGGUAAUUCUAUGUUGUUGAGAAAUGUUUUGAUAUCUGGGAGAGAUGGUUUAAUCUGAGGUGUAUAUAGAUUUUUAUAAAAGCUCCUAAAGACAGAAUUAAUUUCUUCCGGGAGGUGAGUGAUGUGACCUCCUGAGUUUCUAAUGGAGGAGAUAGAGCUUUUUUCUUUAUUGACUUUUAGCUGGUUAGCUAAGUAUUUUCCGUGUUUAUUGCCAUGCUCAAACUUUUCCAAACGUAGUCUCUGCAGUUGGAACUGAAUUUUCUUGUCAGUAAUUUCUUUUAAGUCUAGUUUCAGUUUCCUUAGGUUACUUAGGAUAUGCUCAUCCUUUGAGUCAGCAUGAGCGGUUUCGAGGAGUUGGAUUUUUUUCUCCAACUCUGAUUCUAGUAAUCUCUCUUUCUUUUUCUUAUAUGAUGAAUAUGAAAUGGUUUUUCCGCGCAUUACUGCUUUUGCUGCCUCCCACAGAAUACUAGCCGAAACACCGGGUUGGUCAUUGAAGUCUAAAAACAUUGUCCACUCUCUUUCAAAGUAUUUUAGGAAGUCUGAGUCUUUUAGUAAUGAUGUAUUUAAUCUCCAGCAUCUAGUAGGAGUGCUCAUUGUUUGGUUAGUGAGAAAAAGAGAGACUGGGGCGUGGUCACUAAUGGUGAUAGGGUGUAUGUGAAUGUUUGAGAUGUCUGAUAUGACUGAGUUGCUUGUCAAAAAGUAGUCAAUACGAGAGUAGGUGUGGUGCACUGGUGAGAAAUAGGUAUAUUCCCUGUGAGUAGGGUGAUAAGAGCGCCAAGCAUCACAAAGACCAAAAUCAUUCAUGUAUUUCUUCAGUAUCGAUGUUGAUUGAGACUCACGAUGUCUCCCAGCUGGGCUAGACCUGUCCACUUCUGGGUUAAAUACUAAGUUGAGGUCCCCUCCCAAGAUCAUAUUUGUAUCCAAAUGUGCAGAGAGAGAAGAAAAGAAGGCAUGAAAGAAGGAGGGGUCGUCAACAUUCGGACCAUAUAUGUUGGCAAUGCAGAAAUGUACAUUAUCAACAGAUAUGUUCAUAAUUAUAUAUCUCCCUUCUGUGUCUGUAAUAGUGUUGUGGAGUGUAAAAUUCACCCUCCUGUUAAUUAAAAUAGCUACCCCUCUCUGUUUGGAGUUGUAACUUGCUAAAUAUGUGUGUGGGAACUGUGGUGAGUGAAGUGUAUGGACAGCUGACUUGGACAUGUGAGUCUCUUGUAAUAAGACAAUGUCUGCUUGGGUGUUCUUCAAAUGAUUAAAAAUUUUUUGUCUUUUUUCUAUCGACCCAACUCCCCUGACAUUCCAAGUGACAAACUGCAGUGAGUUCAUCCUACACUAGCUUUUGGUGAUGUGUGUGUAAACAAGAUCAAAUGCAAAGUAUGUGUACCUGGAAGUAAAAUUAAUGGGAGUAUAUACAGUACAUAAUGUAUGCUUAAUUUGUACAUAGGCAAAGUGUAACAUAGUAAUCCUGAAUGAACUAAGACAACUAAAGUGAGGACAUGAUGUGGGUUUAUGCAUAAGUGAGAUGAGCGUGCUUGUGAGUAGUUGUGAUAUCCGUAUCAAUAGUGGAAUAUGAUGUGUAUGUGUAGAAGAAUGCGUGCACGUGUGUGUAUUUGUGUGAAUAGCUUGAAUUUGGUUGGGAUUGGACUUUGAGGGUGUAUGAUGUCACUGUGAGGAGAUGCUGAUUGAAGGAGACAGCUGGCAGACAAGAGGAUAUGUGACAAUAUGAGGAGGGGAGAAAACGUGAGACAGAGGGGGGAAUAGAAGAGGAAGAAAUAGAAGAAGAAAAAAAAGGACAAAAAAAGAAGAAAGGCUGUGCAUUUAUACAGUGGGAUAGAGAGAGAAAAAAAAACGGGGGGGAGGGGUAAAGUGGAAGCAGACAGUAACAUUGUAAACGCUACAAGUGUGCGCGCUGCGAGAUAGAAAGAAAAGUUACCUGUUUGAGAUAGAUCAUUAGUUACCAUAUCAAUACAGCCACGGUGUUACUUCCCGGUCGCGGUAAAGUUGUCCAUUAACGAAGAGUUUAUCCACCGUGAUGACAGCUCGGCAUCCCUCGUUGAUGAACUUCCUCCGAACAGGGAAUAGGCGUCGGCGCCUGUCGAGGAUUUCUCGGGGGAAUUGAUCGUUGACGCUGAAGUCCGUCCCCUUCAGCUCCCGACCUCGGCCCUUCACCUGUUCCUUCUGCUUGAAAUGUUCAAAUUUCGCCACGAUGGGUCUCGGCCUACGGUUCUCUGGCUUCUUGGCUCCCAAGCGGUGAACGCGGUGAAAAGUGAUGUUUUGGAUGGCGUCCGCUGGGAGUUUGAGUUGUUGCGCCAUGAAGGCCCUCACCGCUUCUUCCGGGUCCUCCUCAGAUUUUUCGGGAAUUCCCGCGAAGACCAGAUUGUCCCUCAUGCUCCGGGCCUGGAGGUCUAGAAUCGUCUCCUUCAUGGUCUUGUUUUCCUGGACGAGUUGUGAAACUCCGUCGGUGAGGGACUUCACCGACUCGCGGAGGGUGGCGUUCUCCGUAACCAAGGAGACGAUCUGGUUUUGGCUGAAUUCCAGAGAUUCACGGAUGGCCUGGAAUUCUUUGUGAAGUACCUCGACGAGAGCGAGGCGGCCGUCCAGGCAAAUCAGCCUCUUGUCGAUGGACUCAAGGAUGUCUUUGAUGUCAGUGCCUGGCGGAGAUAUUCCUCCAGAAAUAAAGCUGAAGUUGCCUCCAAUCAACAAUGCUAAGACCAGGAUCCAUUCCUCGUACUCCAACAGCAUUAAGGAUCUGAAGAACCAGAACUAUGACCUGAAGCUGCAGCUGAUUGAGGUGAAGACAGAGACCAAGCUGUUAAAGAAAGUCCAGCAUCGCCACACGGUGGCGCUACAGAACUACCAAGACACUGAAGACAGCAUUUCUGAGGUGCUGACACAGAACGACAACGAGGUCCGAGACUUGCAAAAGCUUCUGUGUGGGACGCGCACUUGUCGUAACAACCUGGCGUGGAAGCUGCAGGUGACAGAGAAGGAGCUGACCGACGUUAAAGACAAGAUCCAACUGCUGCAGCGGCGGGUCGUCAAGGAACAAACCUUGCCGGCGAAGGACGAACUGUCUCGCAAGCUGACCGAGGUCUCCGUCCAACUGCAGGAAAAGGACAGGCGAAUACAGGAUUUGGAGAAGUGCAACAAACUUCUACGAGGCUCCCUCAAUCGGCAAGCGGCAACGGAACACAAAAAUAUCACGGCGGCCAGGAAGACGUCGUACUGUCUGCAGACGCAAGUUUACGAGUUAAAAAAAGAAACUCGGGACAUCAAAAGAGAGCUGGAAAUACACAAUAUUUAUGCCUAUAGGCUCAACAACCAACCGAAAAAGAAAGGCAAACUAAACAAGAUGGUCCAGACCGAUGUCGUCCUGUCUGCCCCCGCCAGCAAGGUUGACAGUCUCGUCAAGUCGGUCGUUUCUGAUCUCAAGGAGAAGCCACCUGUCGUCAGUCGUCCCGUGAUCUCGGACAGGCAGGUUUACCAAACGACGGAGCCGCCGCUGCCUGUCCCCGUUGAAUGUCCACCUGUGUUGGAGGACACUGACAAAUGUGCAGUUCCAGAGGAUGAACAAAUCCUCAGUCAGCCACCUGUGAUAGAAUACAUUCCACAAGCGACAGAAGAGAAGAAGUCAGACAUGGUGGCACUGGAGCAGCCAGAGAAGCGAGAAGAUCAGGUGGUCUGGAUCCCGACACCGCCCGAACACAGAGGAUACCCACGAUCCAUGAGCAAAAUGAGACGUAAAUACAUAUUCUCGCCGGUCAUUGAGAACUUGCAUAAGGGGAGACCAGCCUACAGUGGCGUGGACAUGAACGAAUACAGAGCCUUUCAGAGACAGAAGAAGGUGGAGGUUUUGAGUCAAACGUGUUCCGGAAGUUCACCAGCUUGGAGAUCGGAUUACAUAGUUGACAGUUCCGCAUGCGGCGACGAGACACCCCGACCUGAAGCGGUGUCCGUUGUGGCACAUGAAGUCCCCGAUUUGCCUGAGUCCAACCAUAGUGUCUCUGAAAUAGGUGCUUAAGAGCUUAGCUUGUAGUACUCGCUGGAUGAGUAUUUGACUUUGCAUCGGCCUGCUGGAAUAUUGCAGCAGUUUAUUUGGGAGGAUCUUUGGAAGGAUCAGGUCUUGGAAUUGAUACUGAAUUCCCGAUUAGACAACAAUACGCCUACACAGACUGAAAAGGCCAAUGAAGGCAAAAAGAUGUAGGUUGACGCUAAUGGCCAGUCUCGGAUGUAGCAUACUGUAAAUACUUGCAUAGAUAAUAACCUUUGACACCAGCUACCUCCGUCCUCACGUUUAAGGUUAUUCAGUGUUAUCAUUGCUUUGUUUUCGGGCAGUGGUCUUUGUAGAUCAGUUUACGCCAACAGUGAACAUAUUCCUGACCUUUUUGCUUGAGCUACCUCAGCCAUUUUGAGUCUUGUAUUUGAAAUCCAAAAGACUCCAUUGGCAUCAAACGAUAUUUCCUGAAUAUUUGGUUGUACGAAUGUUUUGACCUACCUGUCUACCUCAGCUAUCGUGUGUUGGAUAUUCAAAAUAGGUUUUUCUCGCUCUGACAAAGAGCAGUGAACGUUUUGAAUAUUGCUUCAAAACUCUUGAAAUACCCUCUAUGGACUAAAUGGACUUUAUGGCAGACUGUCGUGGUACUGUGCGGUCCCUCAGCUGCAGAUUAGUCUAAGGGCUUGAGUUGGGGACUCGAAGCUAACAGGUUCAAGACCAGUGGACAAAAGACCAGCUACCGCAGAGAAGCCCUUCACUUUUCCAUCUGCAUAUGUAUUCAGGUAUAUGUGUAUGCAUGCACAAAAACAGCAAUUAAAGGGUUUAAGUAGAGGAUUGUUCUUUUUCUUGCCUCGUGGAAUCCAAAUACAGUCCACUUUGGUUCCAGUCAUGUAGAUAACCAUACCAAACUGAACCGGAGUGUACUGCUUUGGCGAAAACCUGGCUUAAAAGGAGUUUGAACGUAACUUUGACUCGGCUUAUCAAUAAAGCAUAUUCGGUACGUCAUAGUCAAAACAGUUAGCGUUUGUGCUACGGAGCUGGGUUCCUUACACAAAAUCCUAAACCCACACGUACGACAAGAGUUAUUCAAGAAAACUAACUUCUGACAAAAUAAAUCACAUAGGGGCGCUCUUUAACCUCGAAGUUUGCCUUGAAAUUUCUCACACAGCUCAAUGCACUCUGCAAAAACACCCACUUUUGGUACAAAAGAGCAGGUUUAACAACGCUUAUCAGCAAAGGGUGAGUCCCAGUCACUGGCAACACUCCAGGUGAACUCAUGAAUUGGAAGUCCCUCACUUUUGGGUCUCUUAACUACUUAGGAAAACUGAAGGCUGUUGCUAUUUCCGUCCAUGUGUGCCCAGCAAGGAACCGUCCACUGGCUUACAGUAGUGGCAGCUGAAACUGCCAAUCAGUGCUGCUCUUCCUGAGGCCAAGGCACCAAUCCUGCACUGAUGGAGCCCGGAGGCAAAAAUAACCUCAGCAAUGUGUGUGUGUGUG